UUUAUGGCGCCUUUUCCAAUUCUUCCACAUUUGAGCGCGGUAUCUUGUCCCGCGCGCGCCGUCCUGCACAUGUGGUGGGUCAUCCUCUUGGCCAUUGCACGCCUCGCGUCCGGAGCAGCGUUUGCUUCAUGCUAUGACACGCUGCUCGGUUGUGCCGUCUGCAGCACGUUUGCCGAGAUCGUGGUCGACAGGCCCGGUGCUCUCAUGUCCGCCGAAGCCAACGGGACAUCGCCGGCAGCGUGCCUUGCAUCGUGCAGCGAGACCCAAUGCGACUGCUUGGCUCGGAAUGGCACAGUUUUUUGCGGUCGCGUCUCGAGCUUGCGCCCGAUGGUGCACCAGGUCGCGCUGCAGCACUCACUGGAUGCUGGGACUGUGCUGACAAUCGGGAUUGGCGACCGACCGAGCGGCACCGCUGUUCUCUCGAGCACCGACGCAAGCAACCUCACCAUCACGCUCAGCGCUUCGUUUAUCUAUGUUGACGCUGCACCGGCGUGGACGGCUGCCCUCUUGGUGCCAGCGCCGCUGCAGGGUCGGACACCGUUGACCGUGACGUUCCGUUCUCACUCGUGGAGGCUGUCCAUGGCCAACGUCCUUCUCGGCGUUUUACCAAGUCCGACCACGCAUGUCUACGACCACUUGCUGCACGACACACCGAUCACUCUGCGCCAGUCCCCGCCACAUCCGUGUCAGCUAGCACCCAUCGGCUACGAGCUGCAGCAGUGGCGUCUCGGGCGCUGGGAGCGGUGCCAGCGGUAUACGACCCAUACAGCGUCGGCAUACAUCACACGCGACGCUGUCAACGCCCGACUGCAGCCCAGUACGAUGUAUACGUGGCGUUUGGUUGCUCACGAAAGUCUGGCGCUCAAUACGUCGAGCCACGUCACUUUUGCCGUGCGCACAGCCGUGGCAGGCUGCCCGGCGACGCGCCCUCGGUUGCGCAUUCUCCAGGUCUUGGCCAGCGCUGUUCGUCUCCGCGCAUUACAGCCAUGGGAUCUUAACGGGUCCCAACCGCAGGCGCUGCUUGUACAGCUGCAGUCGCCCAAUGGCACGGCGCGCGCAGAGACAUUUGGUGCGCGUGCGCACGAGAUCACGCUGCAUCGUCUCGAUGCAGAGACGAAUUAUGUCGUUCAAGGCGCGCUGAUGGUGGCAGAUUGUGCGGAUCGUUGGAGUGUUUCCGUGGCCUUCUCGACGCCGGCACCGGCUUCGCCCAGUGAAGUACUCGGCCUCGCGAUCGCGGAAUCAUCGUCGACCACAUUGAAUGUGGCAUGGCGCGCGCCGCUGAGCUCGGGCGGCGUAUUGCUCCACGCCUACGUUGUGCGAUGCCGUCUCGUCCACGGAGCAUCUAGCGACGAGCCCAUCACCAAGCACGUCGGUGUCGACACGAUGCAGUUGCCGCUCACCGAUCUCUUGGCCAACUCGAGCUACAACAUCACCGUGCAAGCUGUCAACCGUGCGCACUUGGCCGCGUCGGCGUCUAUCAUCGCUUCAACACGGGUGCACGACAGCAGCACCGAAACGGGCGUUGCCAACGACGCGAGUGGCGGCACGUACGUUCUCACGACGCCGACGACGUGCAUCGAGCUGCCGUGGACAACGACCUCGAUGGUCAUCUCGGACAACGUGUCGAUCCAAGUCGCCAUGACGUUCGCUCUGCAAUUCGUGCGCUCUGGUCGCAGUAGUGCUAAGACGAUGCUAUCGUGCGAGACGGUGGCAGCGACACGCCCAGCGGUCACGUCGGCGCCAACACUGCUCCGUGUAUCAGGCGGACGCAUCAUGGUUGCGAUGGCACCGCCCAGAGACACGGGUGGUGUCCCGCUCCUAGCGCAUGCCGUCAUCGUCCACACAGCCUUGGAAGCGCUGAACCAACGCAUGGUUCUGCCACUGGCUUCUACCGUCGCAAAGCUCCCAAACUUGCGGCCCGAGACGACGUACUUGGUGGCGUACCAAUCGCAGAACCGCAUGGCGUCGCAAACAAGCAAGGCAGUGACGUUUACUACUGCGCCACCUCCGAUUUUGCCAACAGUACGACGAGCCGCCGAACGGCCUCCACCCGCACCGAUCAACCGCACGUGCGUAUGGCACGCCUUGUACACCGUUGACUUUGUUGGCUCUUCCGACGUGGCGGAUCUACCAGGGCCGUGCGAUGUGCUCGCGCUUGCUGCCGCGGCGAGCGGUGGCGCGCUACGCCUUGUCUGGACACCGCCCGUCACGGUCAACGCACCUAUCAUUUCGUACGACGUCCUCGUCGUACGCAGCGAAGCCACUCGGCUUUUGUCGGCGCCGGCACCAGCCAUCACCGUUGCUGGGUUGCUCCCCAAGACGUCGUAUGGCGUUCAAGUCGCAGCCCGGACAGUGGCUGGUCGAGGAGCAUGGACGGCGCCAGCAGUGUUUGUGACGUCCGACGUCUCGCCACCGUCGCCACCAUCGACAUUACACAUCGUCAAGACGACAGGAGGUGCAGCUUCGAUCCUUGUUGGCGCACCUCUGGACACGGGUGGCGUGCCCCCGACAGAGCUGCUUUACGCCGUCUCUAUCGACGCCCGUCGCCUCCGUCGCCAAAGUUACGCCUUUCAUGUGCUCAACGCGACGCACGUACGGCUGCAAGUCGGGCUCUUGGCGCCCGGCACAACAUAUGGUGUCCAGGUGCAAGCGAUUUCGCCCAACGUCGGUGGCAGCGCGUGGACACCGACACUUUCAGUGACGACAUCGGCAUCACGGACCGUUGCUGGCGCCGCGCCUGUCGUGCUACUGGAAGCCACCGGCGGCGCGCUGCACGUAGGCUGGUCAAGCGUCGUGGACGACGGCGGGGCGCCAAUUCAAAGCUACACCGUGCUGUUGCGCCGCGCCUAUGCUAGCGCGAUUGUCGCGAUGUGCACAACCACCACGCCAACGGGGUGCUGGGUGCGGGGCCUGGCGCCGUCCACGGACUAUCUCGCAUCCCUCGUCGUUCGCAAUCGCAUUGGCAGCUCGACGGAGAGUCCUACUGCGGUCGUUGCGACGACAGCACCGACGCCACCGACGUCGCCCACGCGCCUCUGUGGUACGUUUGACGAGAACGCCGGAGGUGUCCAACUGGUCUGGGCUCCGCCAGUGGACGUCGGCGGCGCCACGAGCGACGACCUCUACUACGUCGUUUCCGUCGACUCGCACCCACCCAGUGUUACAACAGCAACGACGUGGACCCUCCCAAGGAGCAACGUUAGUCGUCUCAACAUUUCUGUCACGGCGGCGACGGCGUGGGGCAGCGGCGCGCCGGCGAUUCUCUUGCUUUUCGGGAAGGAUGCGUGUGUACCGACAAGUAUUGAUGUGUGGCGAGAGAUCAACUGGUCGUUCGCUGCAUCAUGUCCCACCUGCGAGACUACUUCCGCGUCCCCAAGCCUCGAGUCUCCUCCGUCGCCCCCACUUGUGGCACCCAAUCGGCUUUUGGCCGAGACCGCACCAGCGGUCCACCUGAUAGUGGUCAAUGUGGGUGAAGACGGUCACCUUAACACGACGUUCGCCUACCAGCCAAAUGCUUACGCCUCCUGGCUCCUACUGCCAGCGUCGCCUGACGUCUCUGUCCUUCUCCACGUCCGCGUGUUCGAAAUAGAGUGCGACAACGAUAAGGUCAGCUUCUUUGAGGUGUACCAAAACGGCUCUGAGCAGCUCGUAUGGCAAGGCGGCUGUGCUCGACUGCCGUUCACACUGCGUAGCAGUGCACCGGGCCUUGGCCUCCGGAUGAUUCUAGCGACCGAUGACUCGAUUCAACUCUCGGGCGUCUAUUUGAGAUACCAUGGUGUACAAGGUGUGUCACUCGACACUUUGACGAUCCCGUGUCCGACGUCGUGUGGGCGAUAUGGCAUCUGUCGCGAUGACGGCACGUGUGACUGCCGACCGCGCUUUUCUGGCGAAGGAUGCACCAACCACGACGUGUGCCCGCACCAUCCUGCGUGCUACCGGCCCGACGUCAUCGUCGUUGAUACGCGCUUUGGCAGCGAUGUGCUUGGCACCGGCGGCUUGAAGCGCAACAAGGCCGUCCAGUCACUCACCCGGGCACUCGAGCUCGUGCGACCCAACGGCCUUAUCGUCUUGUAUCCUGGCACCUACGCGGAUGUGCGCACGUGCAACGUCAUCUUGGAAAACCACAAUGUGACGAUCACCUCGUUGGUGUCUCUUGCCUGGUCGGAUAGAAAUGUGCCUGCCUUUUGGAUACCGGACUCUGCCUUGGCGGUGGACGUCGACUGCACGGGCGCACUCGCUUCCUGGCACAUUCGCAACGCGUCGAGGGUGGCUCUCUCCAGCCUCCGCCUCAUUGGAGGGAUUGGCCCCGACGCCCGCCUCCGAGUGACCGACAGUCACGCGGUGCUGUCGCAUGUCACAAUUCGUGGCGCGGUAUCGUCCUCGGUCGGUGGCGGUCUCGCAGCAGCCAACUCGACGCUCUCGUUCCAACAUGUUUACGUUGAAGACUGUGUGGCAAAAAGUGGUGGCGGAGUCCACCUCGAAUACAGCACCUUGAAGGCAACCGCUUCGGCGAUAUCCCACAACACGGCAACGUCGGACGGCGGUGGGGUCUCUCUUCACUCUAGUACGCUGCACGGCGCGCAGGUCGCGUUCAACACGGCAGCGCGGUACGGCGGCGGCAUCGUUGCCACAGGUGUCGACAAUGACCUCUCGGAUGGAACCAUCUCCAACAACUCGGCCGUCGGCGGCGGCGGCCUCGCCGUGCUGUCGGCUGCCAGCCUCGACAUGGAGCGCAUUCGAGUUCUUGGCAACACCGCAACCACUGGCGGCGGGCUUCUUCUCUUGUCCAUCCAGCGUCUCUCUCUCGGCAACACGACUGUGGCUUUAAACACGGCGAUGCAAGGCGGCGGCCUCACGCUGCAGUCCGUGAGCAACGGCUCGUUCAACGUAUCGGAACUCGCGCUCUUUGAAAAUCACGCAGCAGAUGUAGGCGGAGGUCUCUACGUCCAUGCCAGCUCGGUCCUUCUCGACGGACUCGUCAUGACCAAGUGCACCUCCAAUGGUACUGGCGGUGGUCUCGCUACCCACAGCUCGAACGUCGGGCUUCUCCACACUACGAUCGUCAACAACUCGGCGGCGACGUCCGGUGGUGGACUCUUUGCGAACAACUCGACGGUCGUCGGUGACCGCGUCUCCAUCCUUUCCAAUGUGGCGUCGCUCGGCGGCGGCAUAUGCGUAGUGGCAUCGCAAGUCAAGUCGAUGCACGUCCUAUCCAACUCUGCCCAUCUCGAUGGCGGCGGCGUCGCGGCCUCCAAUGGCUCGUAUCUCGCGGGCCUCGUCGUAGCUGCGAAUCGAGCAGCGCAAGACGGUGGUGGUCUCUUUCUCUCGGGCUGGAUCUCGAUUCAAAACACUUCCGUUUUGGGUAGCUUCGCACAGCGGCGCGGUGGCGGCGCCUUUGUGGGACCCUCCUCUACUGUCAUGUGCUCGAGUCUCGCUUUGGAUGCCAACAUAGCUGAUGACGGAGGCGGCGCCUAUCUCGACGGUCCCGGCAUCACAUUGCAAGGCACGUACGCUGCGACGAGCAACCACGCUCGCGUGACUGGCGGUGGCAUCACCUGCAGCAAAAGCUGUCAGCUCGAUGGACCGACGCUCUCGAGCAACUCGGCCGAUGCGCUCGGUGGCGGCGUCUUUUGCGUCAACGGCAGCUGCACGGUUCAAAAUGGCAGGAUACAAGGCAACCGAGCCAUGCGUGGCGGUGGGCUCGGCGCCCAAGACGCCACGGUCAGCUUGGAGCGCUGCAACAUCGCGUUCAACACGGCUAAUUCCACCGGCGGUGGCAUAUUUGCUCAAAACAGCGCUGUGCGCCUCUCGGAAACGCGCCGGAAUGUCGCGGUCGCUGGCGGAGGCAUCUACGCUGCGUCAAGCACGCUUGUGGCUCUCAUGAAUGUUACGCUGCGGGACAACGCGGCAGACGACGGCGGCGCCUUGUAUGCAGUUGGCGCGCACCUCUCGUUGCAAGGCGUGGUGAUGACGGCCAACCUCGCCAACGUCACUGGCGGCGCCAUCGCUCUCUUCAACUCGUCGGGUGCUGCUUCAACCUGCGCCUUCUCCAGCAACACGGCCAGAGGUCAUGGUGGAGCCAUCGCGCUAAGCGCCGCCUCCCGCUUUGUACUAACGACGACGCACUUGACGGCCAACGCCGGCUCCAACGGCGGUGCCGUCGCCGUCUCCGGCGUCUCGACGUUGACGCUGGUCAACUGCAGCGUCUUUGGCGGAGAGUUGAGCAGUUUUCAUGGCGGCCUCGUCCAUGCAGAUGCAUCGACCGUCGUCUUUGAAGGGUCGACACGCCUCGCAAACGGUGCGGCCACUCGCGGCGGGGCCUUGUAUCUGGCCAACGCGGCCCGUUUGUAUGGUCAUGCCGUUCACAUUGCAUUCAACGUUGCGUCUCGCGACGGCGGUGGCAUUUUUGCUACCGGAAACGCCACACGCGUGCAGCUGCAAUCCGCGCUGAUCGACACCAACCGCGCGGGAGUUUGCGGCGGCGGCGUCUACGUUGAUGCCGGCGCCUCGUUUCUCAUGUCUGCCAACUCGAGUAUCCAAAACAGCGUCGCGCGAAUGCACGGCGGCGGCAUCUAUCUCCACGGCGCGUUGGCCAGCGCGGCCGAGCUCUACGAUUCGAGUGUCGUUAGGAACGACGCGACGGGGCACGGUGGCGGUAUCUUUGUGGGUCACGGGGGCCAGCUCGUUCUGAUUGGCACAACUGUGCGACGCAAUCGCGGGCGGCGCGGCGGCGGUCUCUUUGCGACCACCGCCAGCGUGACCUGCGUCCACGCCAUGUUUGCAAGCAACAGCGCCAACACGGGUGGCGCCAUUUUCGUAGAUCGCUCGAGCUCGCUGCACAGCCUCGCAUCCGACUUUUCGCACAACCUCGCCGAGACGAACGGGGGCGCGCUCGUUUUCGCAGCAAGAAGUGUUGGUAUCGUCGUCAACUGUACACUUAAGACCAACGUAGCCGCCUCUGGCAACGGCGGCGCCAUCGUGCUCGAGAGUGCAGCACACGUCACGCUGCGUCAGUGCGUCGCCACCGACAACACGUCGCCACGCGGCAUGGGCGGGGGGCUCUGUGCCACCAACGGUGCACGCGUCAGCGAUACCGGGUCGCUUUGGACUUUGAACGCUGCGAGAGACGGUGCAGCGAUCGCGCUCGUGUCGCCGGGGCCCCACGAAAGCAUCAAUGCCACGCUCUUGAGGAACGCGGCUCGGCGCCAAGGCGGCGGUCUCUACUUGGACCAUGGUGCGGAAGUGUCGACGUUUACCUCGCUCGUUUUGCGCAACAACUCGGCGUCGUCGGGCGGCGGUGUCUUUUGGGUGUUGGAGCAUCCGUCGUCCGGAGCCCACUUUUUCUGCGACAAUUGCACCUUGGACAAGAAUGCGCCGACGGACGUCGCGACGUCGGCUGUGUCGGUGGGGCUAAACGCGUGGCCGUCGUCGUUUUUGAGUGGCGUACCGCUCACGGUCGGCGGCAACGCAUCGGCGUACGAGGCGUCGGUGCUUCGGCGAUCGCCGUUUUCGUGGGCGACGGUACACACCACCGAUUACUACGGACAUCGAGCUGGCCUCGACAACGCGACGACGUGUACGUUUUCCGCGUCGGCGGCGGGUCUCGCGCUGUCGUCGACGCACGCAAUCACGUACACCGCUGUCAACGGCCUCGUCGCCUUUGCAAGUGCCGCCAUUCAAGGACCUAUCGUCGCGCAUCCCGUGCCCGUCUCGGUCGUGGUCGAAUGCAGUCGUUUCGGUGCGCAAAUGGUGCCUCUGCAAAUCGCCAUGGUCCUCACACCGUGUGCACCGGGGUACUCGACCGACCCCGCAGGGCGAUGUGUCCGGUGUCCGUCGGGGCAAUAUAGCUUGAACGGCACAACGUGCUUCAACUGUCCUCCCGGGGCGAUCUGCUCCGAGUACAUUCUGACAACGGGCGCGCCCGCACUUGUUGGUGUUGCCCAUCCGCGCACACUGCCCAACUACUACCUUGACCGCGCGCCGGCGAGGCACCGAGAAACGCAGUGUGAUCCAUUGAGUUGGCCGUUGACAGACCCGUGCCGGGCGUUUGCCCUUGCGUCGAACGACAUGGAAGCCGCGUUGACGCAGUGCUUGACGAGUGUCGUGCCGGCGACGUACGUGGCGUCCUGGCCGCCGAUGCGGGAGUUCAUGUGUCUCUCUGGCCUCGCGUUCUACCCGUGUCAGGUCGAGAACGUCUGCCUUGGCAACAUCGACAGUCUACUCGGUCAUGCGUGCGCCCUUGGCUACGCCGGCUCGUUGUGCGGGCGUUGUGCGUCGGGGUACUCCAACUCGAUCUCUGGCACUUGUCAAUACUGCAACGGCAAUUGGACGUCGCUCACAUGGCAGAACGCCCUGGUACCGUGUCUCAGUCUCGUGGUAAUCGCUUGUUUGAUUGGUGCACUUCGGCUCUACCUCAUCGAUGGCAGCGAAGUGGAGCUCUUGCGCCAAGCCAAGCUUGACCAGCAACUUAAAGCGCGCACCAAGCAGCGUGUCACGUGGUGGGCCGCGGUGCGUUCGAAUUGCCAUAAAAAGUACCUCGCGUGGCAAGCGCGUCGACGGCCAAAAGCGGCGCCACGCGACGUCUUUGGCAUCACGCUCGACACGGACGGCAAUCCUGAUUACGUGAGCGUCUACCUCGAGAAGGCCAAAAUCCUCACGGGGUUUUUCCAAAUUUUCGGUAAUUUUCGAACCACGUAUGCAAUUGCGUGGCCGCCCGCCAUCAACGACGCGAUGGUGAUCACGUCCCAGUUUAGUCUGGAUCUCGUCGCGAUCGCUGGCAUCGACUGCUUCAUGCCGUCCACGUCGUUCUACGUGCAGUUCAUUUCGACGCUGGCCGUGCUCGUCUUGAUCUUUACGCUUGUUUUCAUUUUUUACUACCGUGGCGCGGCCCACUACAUUGAAAAGCUCAAGACAAUUCCGCGCUGCUGCCCUCGCUGUGGCCUUCCAGUCUGGGACAAGUACGUGCCCGACCAGCGGCGACCGUCCAUGCCGCAGCCUCUAAGUGGCAGCCGCCAGAAACGCCGGCGACAGUCACUCGAGCAACGGGCGAGCACCUUGUUGUCGCUGGACGAUGUAAGCUCGGCCCACGGAACCAUUGCCGCCCGCCGCGUCCUCACAGCACUUCGCGCAUUGCUCACGGAGCCUGACCCGCACAUGUCGCAUGCCCGGCAACUGCAGCGCGAAGCGAUCAACAUGUCGACGGCCAAGGCGUACACCGGGGCACUGCCCAUGUACCGAUCAACGCACCGCAUGUGUCCGGCCAAACCGCUCACCGCCCACGUCCGAUCGCGCGUCCUCCGGAGCAACCUCUGCGUCUGGCAAGCGCGCGUGAAGCUCCGACUGCACUAUCAAUCGUACCGCAUCAAAUGCGUCAAAGUGAUGCUCGGGAUUCUCUUGCUUUUGUACCCCAUGGUGUCGCGGAACUUUCUGCUCGUGUUCCACUGCGACCAAAUCGGGGCGCGCUACUGGCUCGUGAAGGACCGCAGCCUCGAGUGCUACACGACCGAGUGGUCGCUCUACGCCUGCGUCGCGCUCGCGGGCGUCGGCGUCUGGGUCGUCGGCGUCCCGUUUCUCUUUUGGCGCACCGUCUACAAGGCGCGGCACCGGCACAUUGACACACGCUUAGCGCUGCUCGAGUCACGCGCGUACCGACCGCUGCGCGAAAAGUGGCUCGCAGAGAUGCGCACAAUGCUGGCGGCCGAAGGACGAUGUGUGCCCCUCGCGCUCGGACGCCGCGACGAGAUGGCUUACUUGGGCCACUACAUGAAGACAAAGAACCUCGAGGACUCUGCGGUGAUGGCGCGGCUGGGUCUCAUUUACCAGAAUUACAAAAGCGAAUUCUGGUGGUUUGACGUCUUUGAUCUGAUUCGAAAAGUGCUGCUGAACGGUGUCCUCGUCUUCCUCCAGGGAAACGAAAUCGUCCAGUCGACGUCGGGUCUCGCUCUCUGUCUGCUCGCGCUCACCCUCACGCUCCAAUGCAAGCCGUACCGGUCCUGGACCGACUCGCUCGUGGCUGGCGUGACCCAAUUCCAGCUCUUCAUCACACUCUUCCUCGGGUUUCUUCUCCUUAUGAACACGGCGUCGACAACGGCGCUCACACCGGUGGCCGCCAUCGUCGACGUCGAUACCAUAUCGCUCAUGCUCGUGGCGACCAACUUGGCAUCCGUCGUCGUCGCAGCCGGUGUCCUACUCCACGACACGAUGCGCAACCGCCGCCGCAUGCAAAAGGUGCGGGCCGUCCGCCGUGCCGAGCUCAUUCAAGCAGCGGUGCGGAAGCUCUGGCGACGCGCGUACAACCACGCUGUGGUGAUUGCGUAUGCAAAUCGGCCGGCGCCGCUCUCCGUUGCACUCCUCAUACAGCGCGCCCGGCGUCUACCCCCCUAUCAGAACUAGGAUUUAUCCCGAAC
Saprolegnia parasitica CBS 223.65 is the source of this 10406-nucleotide messenger RNA. RefSeq lists its product as hypothetical. The coding region runs from base 4 to 10392 and encodes 3462 amino acids. Gene Ontology annotation, molecular function: protein binding. The record is from RefSeq and is a predicted model, not a curated record. The transcript is spliced from 24 exons. Lineage: Eukaryota; Oomycota; Saprolegniomycetes; Saprolegniales; Saprolegniaceae.